Synchytrium microbalum is the source of this 6960-nucleotide messenger RNA. RefSeq lists its product as uncharacterized. The transcript is spliced from 13 exons. Gene Ontology annotation, biological process: retrograde vesicle-mediated transport, Golgi to endoplasmic reticulum. Gene Ontology annotation, molecular function: SNARE binding. Gene Ontology annotation, cellular component: endoplasmic reticulum membrane; Dsl1/NZR complex. The record is from RefSeq and is a predicted model, not a curated record. The coding region runs from base 1 to 6960 and encodes 2319 amino acids. NCBI's taxonomy places the organism in Eukaryota, Fungi, Chytridiomycota, Chytridiomycetes, Synchytriales, Synchytriaceae.
AUGUCUGAACUAUUAUACGAGCUUGUUCCAGUCACGGAAUGGCUCCCUGAUGGUGAUCGGCAUCCUACUUCCACGAAAUACACCACAGCAUCACCAGCAUCACUCCCUUCUAUCAUAAGAGAUCACGACAUUUGGGUAUUUUUAGUCUCGCUCUUCCACUACAUUGUAGCUUGGUUUACGCGUAUAUUAUUCACAACAAACGAUACCAUAACUAGUCAGUUUGGUAGUAUAUCGCCUGGUGUAGUCAGUCUCAUAGAAUCGCAGAGGGGACCAUGGAAGUUGGCUGUUUCUCCUGAUGGAGCCAAAGUCGCUGUCUUGCUAGACGAUCGUAUUGAAAUAAGAUCGUGCUUAAAUCCAGCUUCCAAUGUCCAUGUCAGAGAAUUCGGUGUCAAAGACUCGGCGCUUGCUUGGAGACAGCUGGCAUGGUCGUCUGACUCUCAAAUAGUAGCCUGCUCAGAGAGUAAUGGUACCAUACAUGUCUUACUGGAUGAUGCCACAGAAGUUGCCGUUAUAAAACAUGAAAAGAUCUCGGAUCCAGUCGCUGGGUUUGCAUUCUUUAAAUUGCAACAACCAGUAUCACAUGACGGAGCCACUUAUGAUCAUCAGCUCGUCGUCGUAUCGUAUAUGGCAUCGGCCAGAAGCUAUCUCAUCAACUUGGACGGCCUGAUAGAAACCAAGCAGGACGUAGUUCGAAUCUCUAAACGAAGUCAAGGUCGACCAUCGUCCAUAGUAUACUGGCGUAAAUUAUCCUUUAGACACCGUCAUGCAUGGAUUGCUGCAGUUGUAUUUGAUCCAGAUACGUUUAUAUUAUAUCUAGGAGGUCAACCUCCUCGAACCCACCUGGACGCAACAACCUCACAAAUACAACACCAACAUAAUGCACCUCAUGAAUCAUCAAAAUCUGUAUCUGCUUGGAGCUUGAUACCCACAGCACCAUACUCUCAAGAAUCAGAUGGCACGAAAUCCAGUGAAAGAAGUGACGGACGUAGUUUGUUCUCUAGUCUCAAAAACGCAUUUAGGGGCGCUCCGGCCAUCAAAGAGGUUAUUGCAGAUAUGGUGCAUCAUCUCGCCUUGUCACCAGACUGUAGUCGCUUGUUUGCAGUCGAUGCUGGUGGCUAUGUACGAUUAUGGGAAGCACGACACUUUAGACUUGUAAAGGAAUGGACGACAUCAGAAUUGUCAAAGAUGGCUGAUGUCAAUGAUAACUCCAAAGUAUCGUCUAUAUCAUGGAUGUCAGAAUCUGUAGUAGGUCUGGUAUUCGAUGACGGGGCCGUUACCUUUAAUCAUGUACCGUCCUUGUCACUCGUAUCUCGAGAACGAUUCCUGCCUCACUGCAGUAUAUCAGGACCAACUUCCAAUGGCUUGCUCGUGCUAGAGGUGCAAACAGCGUGUACAUUAUUGAGGAUUCAUGGAGCCAAAAUGGAAGUCAUCCAAUCAGAUUUGCGACUCAAUGAUGAAAAUCUAGACGGAAAAGAAAAAGAUCAGGAGGGAGAAUUGAUUACCGUCACUCAAAGAAGAUUUAAUCUGGUCAGGUUGACUACAUUGACCCCACUAGAUUGCUUGACGAAAUGUAUAGAUAGGAAACAAUACGAACUAGCCUCAGAACUAGUCAAACGAUUUGGCCUAAGUGAAGAGUCAUUACGAAAAGCUCAAUGGCUGGAUGCUCCAGUUGACGAAACAACUAUAAAAUCAUAUUUAGCUCGAAUCAAGGAUGUCGAGUGGGUGUUGAACACUUGUAAAUCACGAGUAGGCACAACACCUGGUGCCACACGAGCUCUGUUAAAACAUGGCAUCAAAAUAACCAGUGCCUUCAACGCAGACGAUGUAUUGAGACGACUACCAAAUAGCAUAGAAAUGUGUGGACAUCGUAUCCAAUUAUGGUAUUUCCUCGACCUUCUCGAUACGCACGAGUCUAUAUACGUCGACGCUGGUCUUCCUGACUAUGGCGAGCACUAUGGCUGGUUUCGUGGUCUCUCUAUACUUGAUCUUGCUGUGGGAUUUGCCCUAGAUGGGAAUUGUACAGCAUUGGAAGCCUUGCUGACUCGGCAUGGUCAUCAAAUAUUACCUUAUCGCAUGUCAUUACUGGAAUUGUUACCUGGAAGUACCGCACCAACUAGCUAUUAUCGUCUGCUACCUCAAUUCCAGAAUACUGUUGAAGUACCGUAUAUCGUCAUGCCUUGGCGUAAAUCCGAUUGGUCUGAGUCUCCUUCGGUGUUGUCUAUAGUCGACUGGAAGCCUCCUUUAACGCUAUCAGUCAUUCAACGUACUCAAAUAACCGUACCGAAUGUACGAGAUUGGCUUGUCGGUAGAAUUCGGUUCGUAGAAGCAGCAGGAUUGCCCAAUCUAGCUUUGGAAUUAGCUAAAAUGAGCACCAGUCGAUAUGAUUUGAAUGAACUGGUCUGGGAUUUGACGAAUCUAUCCACACUUAUAUACGAACGAUACUCGCCAGGCUCCAGCGACGUAGUCAACCUGAAUCUGUCAACAAUGGAAACUGCUUCUGAACUUGAUAUAAUCGGAAUGUUUAUGAGUCUCGGAUUUGAAUUGCUAGAAGUAGCUCGUCGAUUUGUAGCUCCCUUCUUACAACGAGCAAACCUCAAACGACGAAAACGAGGUAUUGCAGGAGAUAGCGCUCGAGUCUUUGGUGAUUGGAUUGUCUCCAAAGCUACAGAGGGUAAAGAAGGGAUGGAUUUAGCUGUACGAAUCCUAGAAAUUUCAGCAGAUGAAGCGCCUAUAGACAAACGAGUAAUUCAGUCACGAAUCAUUCAAGCCCAAAUUGUCCUUGAAACCGCAUAUUUAGCUACGGAGACGGUCCCGCUAUCUAUGCUAGAACGCCUCGCAGCAUGUGCACCUGAUUUAUAUGAAAUCGGUGCACUGAACGAGAUUGGCUCGGUUGACGACUCUCAAGAUGAAGCACUUCUAGAUGACUUGAAUGUCCGGCUAGAAGUCUUGAAAUGUCAUCUUGCUGCUAUUCGUAUCCUAGCCCGACACAAGGUCCCCAAAGCUCUAUCUUGGCUGUCAUCUGUCAGUGAUCAUGUCGCUCAACAAAAGGCACUUUGUACACAACUUGUACGUCGUUUUGCUAGAGAUGAUUCUGCAUCUGCGUUGGGAAAGACGGAUGUUAGUGAUACUGUCUGGAAGGCCUUGUUUGACGAUAUGAUGGAGUUGAGAGCUUUGGGUGUAUUGGGUCUUGUUGAGUUGGAUGAGAUUUAUCGGCAGUUUAUUGCUGUUGCUCUUAGUGCUGGACGCUUUGGACUAGUACGAGACUUGGUUUCUGGAGUCAAGGACAUGCCACCAUUAUCAGAGGAAGAAAUUGAAACUCUGAUAUUGGAUGCUAGUCGUGAAUUUUAUGAUAAUGCAGAGUCCGGUGAUAUGACGCUGGGUUUGAUGAAGAUGGCUUAUGAUUGCCUUCGUAUCUUGCCAAGUAAAUCGCGGAUAAGAUCAGAAAUGGACUUGAUUGAAGCCACCCAUGCUUUAUCCCGUAUAGCCGAUCUCGAGAUUCUACCUAUGCAGAUUCGCAUGUCGACCGAUCGUAUCGCCUUGAUACCAAAAGCUCUCAAGGCUUCUCCCAAUACGAUUGGAAACGCUGAAAAAUGGCUUGACAUAGCCCGUAAACUGUCCCCUCCGAAAUCAGAUUCAUUGUUGACGGAAAUCCGAGUACGAUCAUAUAUAGCUGAUACAGCCAUAGAUUCCGAAAAUUGGGAAGUCGCUACAACCCAAUGUAACGGGCUAGUACUUAUGGUUCCUGAAACGCAAGUCAUUGAUGCUGUUUGGCAGGUCUGUUAUCGACUAUCAACGCAUCCUAAAUAUCCUGACGUUAAUGACAAGAUUAAACUUCUUGGCCAUGUAACUGCACUGUGUCCGCCAUCUCGAAUUGGCGAUGCUCUGGAUUCUUGGAGUCGGGCAGCUGUUGAAUCGGAGUUUGUGAAAUAUCUAGGGUAUGACGCUCCCACCGAUUUUACAGAUAUGGCAGACAAAGUCUUGAAUGCGUUACCGUCAGACACUAGUCCUCAGUCUGAUGGGCUGAUCAUAAACGAAUUCUAUCAAAAACCACUCACAACCUCCAGUGUGGAUGUGUAUACCUGUGAUGCUGAUCGAGACGACAAGAGAAUUCGACGUCUUAAUAUGAUUAAAUUGUUGACGAGAAUCGAGUCUCUUGCUCAAAGUGAGGAUUCUAAAUCGGUGGCCAAAUUCAUUCAAGCCGGGUCACUGGAGACUGGAGCAUCAUCACGUAUUAGUGCACUUGAUUUGGCUCAGGCUGCAUGGAAGUCGGAUGCUGCUUUGGCGUUGGUGUCUCUUCUGAAUAUCGAGAUAUCACAAAUGGAUUCCUUCUUUGAUACAAUUCCUCCAACAACCUAUAACGAGCAAUUCGCUAUAUACGCUUAUGCUUUACGAGCUGUACUGGGCUUGACCUCAGCCGAAUCACCAUCAGCGAUUCAAGAUAUCGCAUUAUAUACACCUUCUGCAAUUGCUUUGGCUGGUCAAGCUUUAAAGCAAGUACUUGCUGGCAAAUCUGAGCAGCCGGUUGAUGCGUGGAAGAUGGCUAAGGAGAGUUUAGAUCAUGGGUUAAUAUGUUCUGAACGUGCUAAAGAUCGGCGCCAGCAGUCUGUUGUGAAGGAAGUCGCAAGUAGGAAGGGUGUAGAUGCUGACAAGUUUUCCAAUGAUCCACAAUACCGUCGAGAAUCUUUGUUAGCACUGGCUGAGACUGUGGAAGUUAGUGGUCUCGCGGAUGCGAUUAAGUCUGCAGAGCAGUUUGGUGUUGGGAUUUACGAUAUAUGCAUUCACCACAUUUGCUGGCUCUUUCGUCAGAAGCAAUUGCCGGUAUCGGUUCUAAGAUCACGAAUCAAUGCUGUUCGAGAACGGCUUAUGAGAGAUACUGCUCAGACGUUGCAAUGUUUGAGAGUGCUUCAUUCUGAUAUCGCUGUGAAUGAUCAUGAACGUCUAGUGCUGUUAUAUGGACUAAUUAGACGUUGUGUCGACUCAACUGAUCCUGACCUCUCUGCACGACUUGCAUGGAGAGUUGCUCUUGCUGAAGAUCUUGCUGCACGUACAGACUUUGUGCAAAAGGAUUUGCGAUUGGUUAUCAAACUCAAUUCGACGGGCGCAUCGGGAUAUUUGGAUUUGUGGAAGACGACUCCAACUAGAGAGUUUGCUGAUGCGCUUGUAGAGUUGCUUCCAAGGAUGUUGGAUUUGCAACCCGAAUCCGUGUUUCCUGAUGAAGCUGAAUAUGCUCGAUCUGAUACACAAGUCAAGGAUGUAGCGCAUCUGCUUUAUCGCGCACAUGUUGCCAAUUUGCAAGCUGCUAUAGGGAGUGCCAACGAUUCGAAUGUGAUCAUCGAUGAGAUCGACGAAAUGCUACCUCAACUAUCUCUUCACGACGCCGGUGAAGUAGUACACGACCUUGCUCUCACUCGUGUAUUGUCGGUUUCUGCUCGUCUUCAACUCAUCGAGCAUGCCUUGACCUUGUCUGAUGGCGAGACUGCAGAUUUGGACUCGCUUCAUUCCAUAUAUCAGCAAUUGCAUUUUAUUCAUUCCGUGUCCAAACUUUCUGAUCCAUCGACGGAGGAAAAGCUUUCGGCCAUGAUGAUGGAAAAGAUUGAAUGGACUGCUACGAAUAAUCGAGAGAAUCUUUCAGAAGUGAUCGUGUCCCUGAUUCUGGAUAAAACGUCACCUCAUCUCGUCUACGGUUUGGCCACAUUAGCCUCUACUCUGGACGUACCCAUAGAUGUAUGCCAAAUAUAUCAACGAGUACUGCGAGAUAUUCUUAAAUCUAAAUCUCUGGAGGAUGUGGAAAGAGCCGAGGGGGUCAUUCAAGCCGUCACUCAAUGCGUUGUGUUUGGAGAUGAUGAUGUCGAAGGAGGAGGAUGGAAUACAGAGUCUGGUAUUGAAGCGUCGUUGACUAAAGUUGAACUCAUAAUGCGUGAUGAGGUUGUCAGGUUGAUGGAGGAUUCGAAUGUGGAUCCAGGUGUUAAGCUGGCUUGUGCUGAUAUUAUUGAAAAGAACUAUCCAGGAGAUACAUCUGUUGUUCAGAAGCUGCAGCAGGCUAAGAUGGCCGCACUUGUAAAAGAAUCAUUUGGAAUGGAUAUCUCGUCCACUGAUGCUGAGACACCCGAGUCACGUCGUGCCUUGUUUGUAAAUUUGCUACAGUCAGCACGAAACACGUCGACUUCUCAGUCUCUGUUGACUUUACUGGAAGGGUGGUCACAGACAGAAUCAGUCAAUGCCGAGUAUAUUAUAAAUUGUUGGCGUGAUGUAUUGCUCAAGUUCGCUGAGGGGUCAGAGUAUCAGCUCUUGCUGGAAGCUAGGUUGUCGCUGCCGUCUGAUGGUAUUUUGUCCGAAGAGGUUGAAGCGCAACUCUUGAAUUUGCUGAAUGGUCAAGAUCCAAUUCAGCAUCUCUUACAUGGCUUCUUGUCUGAUCGACAAUCAAUAGUAUCUACGACGGUCGAAGCCCUUGGAGCAUACAAGACCACGUCCACGUCAAAGUCAUUGCCACCCAGAAAUAUGUUCACACGUCUCGUAUUCUUGAUGGCAUGUGGACGUGGUCUAGCAUCUCAACUAGUCAUAUCACCACUAUGGUCUCUAGUCACAACCUCGCUAUUAGACACCACUCCACAAAUGAGUGACACUAUUGAAUGUCGUCGUGCCAUCGUAUCAGCAACGAUUGCGGAUUUGACUGUCGCAGGGCACAUUACCGCCGCUGCUGGUCUUGCAACGCAAUAUAUGGUAUCAGGUAGUGAGACAAUAUUGGGAUUAUCCGCUCAUGUUGGUGUUUUGAGACGAUUGUUGGGGAUGGGUGGUAGCAGUACCAGUAGUAUGGCUGCACCGUCGAGACGAACGAAUGUGGAAGUGAGUAAGGAUGAGAGUAUUGAAGCUCGUGUAUUGGUGAGGGUUGUUGCUGGUUUGCCGGAUAUUAAGGAGAAGAGUGGGGAAGCGUUGGGACAGUUGAAUUCUCGUGUUGGGUGA